Messenger RNA from Lottia gigantea (owl limpet), 672 nucleotides. RefSeq lists its product as hypothetical. Gene Ontology annotation, biological process: proteolysis; cell adhesion. Gene Ontology annotation, molecular function: metalloendopeptidase activity. The record is from RefSeq and is a predicted model, not a curated record. The transcript is spliced from 6 exons. Lineage: Eukaryota; Metazoa; Mollusca; Gastropoda; Lottiidae. The coding region runs from base 1 to 672 and encodes 223 amino acids. Gene Ontology annotation, cellular component: cytoplasm; membrane.
AUGCAUCUAGAAGGGCUUUAUCUUUAUAAUAAAACAUAUGAUCAACCUUUACGUGAAGUUUAUCAGCCAGGUCCUGGGGUGGUGGAUACUGAUUUUAUUUUAUAUAUUACAUCACAAACUACUGCCACCUGUCAACAUCAGGAUAAUGAAGUGUAUGGUUACGCAAGUAGUUGUCAAGAAGAUCAAAAUGGCCGUCCGAUAGCAGGCGUGGUGAAUUUUUGUCCCGAAAUGUUUUUUAAACAUCAACAUUUUACUGAUCAGCAUUUAUAUACAGUAAAUAAUUUAUUGAAUAUAUUUAUAUAUUUUCAGAAUGAUGUUGUUACAUCCCACUGGGAUUCAGCCAUGAUGCAAGGAUCAUUAAUGACAUCAGACAACACCAUGCCUGGGUUAACUGUUCUAGACCCUAUCACCCUGGCAGUGUUUGAAGAUUCAGGCUGGUACAAGGUAGAUUACAGUCAAGCAGACAGAUAUUACUGGGGAAAAGAUGGUGGUUGUAAGUUUGGGUUAAAACAAUACUGUGAUAUUCAGACUCCUUAUUUCUGUUAUGGAAAAGGGCGAGGCUGUCAUUAUUUAGGAAAAGAUAAAGGUGUAUGUAAAACAGAUUCAAAUAUAAAACCAUGUAAAAAAUUCACUCCAACAACUGCACAGGUAAUAUUUAUUCUGAUUUUAUAA